Molecule: messenger RNA, 1453 nt
Organism: Drosophila mauritiana
Lineage: Eukaryota; Metazoa; Arthropoda; Insecta; Diptera; Drosophilidae
Product: alpha-tocopherol transfer protein
Exons: 6
Coding region: 404-1303 (299 amino acids)
Cellular component (GO): membrane
Molecular function (GO): phosphatidylinositol bisphosphate binding
Source: RefSeq, a predicted model, not a curated record
UGUACCUACUUUUGUAUUGAUGGCUGAAACAAACAAACCCAAAGGCAAAGUUUCUAGAAAGUAAGUGCAGCCAAAACUGAGCAAUUGCACAACACUUUACUUAUACUAUAGUGUUUAUAAUUCUUGUGGAUUCCCGCUCCAUCAAUUAAGUACAGCAGAUUCACUAAAUAUAGCUCGAGCUCAGUGACACACUGUUAUCACUCAUCGGCUGUCUCCUUCGCGCUAUCGCAAUGUUCAUUGUUGUUCGGUUUCUAGUUAAUAUUUAAUGGUCGCAUACAUACUCGUACAUGUGUAACGACAAGUGAAACAGCAUUUCGCCUGGGACUGGCACCACUUGGCCCGAUUCUGGUUCCGAUCGGGGGCUCAGUUUCACACUUGGAGUCGAGCGGAUCGCAGCGCAUCAAUGACGACCACCAGUGGACGCCGCACCAUGCCCACCAUCGAGCACAAGCUAAACAUUACCGAAGAGGAGGUUCCGGAGCACAUCCGCCGACUUGCCCAGGAGCAGGGCGAGUGUCCCCGUUCCAAGGAUGCGGUCAUCGAACAAUUCCGUAACUACAUACUAGAACACAAUGAAUGCCAGCCACACAGAAGUGAUGCGAAGUACCUGGAGAAGUUCCUAAGAGCCCGCUACUGGAAAAUCGAGAACAGUUAUAAAUUGCUCUGCAGCUACUACAAGUUUCGGGAGCAGAACAAAAGCUUUUAUGAGAAGGUUCGUCCUCUGGACCUGAGACACGUUGGGCAAUCGGACAUCCUGACAGUGACUCCCUAUCGGGAUCAACAUGGCCACAGGAUACUCAUCUACCGCUUCGGACUGUGGCGACCCAAUCGAGUAACCGUCGACGAUAUAUUCCGCGCCACCAUUGUCCUGCAGGAACUGGGCAGCCUGGAACCCAUCUCACAGAUUGUCGGAGGAGUGGGAAUAUUCGAUCUGAAGGACCUGGGCUUGGAACACAUACUCCACCUGAGUCCCAGCGUGGCUCAGAAGAUGAUUGCUCUGCUAGUGACCUCCAUGCCCAUUAGAACAUCCGCCCUUCAUAUUGUAAACCAGAACUGGCUCUUCAACGCGGCAUUCAAGAUAUUUAAACCUUUCCUCAACGCCGCCAUGCGAGAAAAGCUAUACAUCCAUGGCAGUGACAUGACUUCCCUGCACAAACACAUCAACCCAGAGCAUCUUCCCAAGCGCUAUGGUGGCUUGCACGAGGACUACUCUUAUACGCUCUGGUUGGAUAUGCUAAAGGAGCAGUGUUCGGGCAAUAGUGUCCAAAAGGAUAUGGAGCAACUGGGCUUCAUCUUUGACUAGGCUUCAUGCCUUGAUUAAAGUGAUAGGCAUUGUUCCACUACGCAUUAAGGGGCAAGAAGAAUAACUUACUUGUAUUUUUGUACUACUUAAAUGUUAUGUAAUGAUACCAUAAUCAAUUAAAGCAAAGUAGGUGAUAUUUUAAAAAUUAAA